AUGAAAGUGGAAUUCCUUGAGUUGAAGCAAGGAGAGGAUUCUAUGGCUGAGUACGUGACUAAGUUUGAAGACCUUGUUAGAUUCUAUCCCAUGUAUGAUGGUGUAGGUAAUGAAGAGGACAAGUGUGUGAAGUUUGACAAUCAUGCUAGAGUAACUCAUUAUAAAAGUGGAGGACCUAUGAAGAAUCAUAAUAAGUUUGGUUCAUCCAGUAAGGGUAAACCUUACACUAAGUUUGUUGGGGAUUCGAUUUCUAAAGCGAGUAACCAAGGUUCUGCGCAACAAAGGAGCCAAGCUCCAAUAGAUAGCCAAACUUCUAAAGGAGGGAGUGUGAGUUCUGUUCCACGCAACAACUGCUUCAACUGUGGGAAGCCAGGUCAUAGGGCAUAUAAGUGUCAGGUGCCAAGAGUAAUAACAUGUUUCAAUUGUCAGGAGAAGGGACACAAAGCUCAUGAAUGCCCCAAGAAUAGGAAAGGAACAACUGAAGCUAGAGGGAGCGCUAGCAAACCUAGGGCGACAGCAAGGGUGUUUGCCUUGAGUGGUGCUGAAGCUACUUAG
Messenger RNA from Cajanus cajan (pigeon pea), 555 nucleotides. The record is from RefSeq and is a predicted model, not a curated record. Lineage: Eukaryota; Viridiplantae; Streptophyta; Magnoliopsida; Fabales; Fabaceae.